Dictyostelium discoideum AX4 is the source of this 558-nucleotide messenger RNA. RefSeq lists its product as hypothetical. The record is from RefSeq and is a predicted model, not a curated record. The transcript is spliced from 2 exons. Lineage: Eukaryota; Evosea; Eumycetozoa; Dictyosteliales; Dictyosteliaceae. The coding region runs from base 1 to 558 and encodes 185 amino acids.
AUGAUUAAAAAUUUAAUUAUCUUUGUUUUUAUUUUUAAUUUAUAUAUUAAUUCAGUUUAUUCAGAAAUAGAUAUAAAAUGGAACUAUUGUCAAACUGAAAAUUGUUCAGAAGAUCCAUCACGUGAAACUUGCCUAAGUAAAUUAUUUGAAGGUGGAUCAAAAUAUUCAUAUAUAAAUAUACCAGAUUAUCCAACCAAUGUAACUGUAUUAAAUAAAUUAUAUUCAUUUACAUAUUAUGAAAAUGAAAAAUUACUUCAAGUUAGUGGUGGAUAUAAUACAACCAAACCAUAUUCAACCAAUUAUACAUUUCCAUUCAUUGCAGAAACAACUAACCUCUAUGAGGAUGAAACUUGUGUAAUCAUUGAUCAAACAGAAUGUUAUUUAGCUGUUGUUUGUGAUAUCAAUGAUAGUGAUAGAAAUAAACGCUUGGCAAUUGCUUUAGGUGUAAUUUUACCAAUUUUAGCUUUAUUAGUUGGGGUUUUUGCUUUCAUUAUCUAUAAAAGAUAUAAAAAUAAAAAAGAUGGUUAUUUACCAGCAAGUACAAUAGAAAUUAAUUAG